AUGGAUUCCACUUAGGCGUUUUCCCUCAACUAAGAGGAUAAUGAGCAAUUCAUUCAUAGAAAUAGUGACUAGUAAAAACGAGGAGAUUAAGGCUACGGCAAAAGUCCAAUCAGGUUUGCCAUGCUGAUUAUGGUUAUGCUAGCUUUUCUAAUCAAUCAAAAUUGUUACGAUCUCAACAACAUUGGAACACCAGACUAUCUUUACUACGUCGAGCCAUUCUACUAUCUGAUAUUUUUCUUGAUGUCAGUUAAAUGGAUCGAAGAGUGGGGUUUGUAUAGAACAUUCUGCUUUGCUCUCAUAAUUUAAACAUUUGCAUUGUGGUUUGGAAGAUCAUUAAAUGAAAAAGUAUUCUAAACAGAUCUGGUCGGGCCAACUGUAGGUGAGCUUCUGAAUUCACUUGCCUAAGUCUUAAUCUUCAACUCCAUAACUAAAGUCACAAGCUCGUGGUUCGAUCAUCGCGAGAGAAUUAUUGCGACCGGACUCAUCCUAAUUGCAUUCCACUUUGGAAACCUUACCACCUAAUACUACCUUAAUCAUGUCCCAGCUGAUGACAGCAAGCCAUUUGACUGGCAAUAUGAGAACUUCAGAUACUAUCUUGAGGCAUACUGGCUAGGCCUUGCUAUUGUGAAUUUCGGUCUUUUCCUAUUGUUUGCAUUUUUCUUUAAACAUCAGCCUGAUCAAAUGCCCUCAAAGAGCCAGACUGACAGAAACAAGCCUUUCAACUUCCACUUAUAGAUUGGCACUUUAAUUCAGGAAAAAAAUGCUAAACUCAUCUAUGGAAUGUGCACAUUCUUCCUUAUAUACAUUUUCUCAUCACCUUAUAACUUUAGAUGGUAUGUUUUUGAGGAGGCUGUCGGUAAUGAAUUCAACACUGUCAGAGAGGACAUUCAACCUUAUCUUUACAUGGCUGGAAUUUUGAUCACAUCCAUUUUGAUAACAUUCAAACCAAACUACAAGAUGGCACUAGCAAUUACGAUUAUAGGCAACAUGUUGUUUACAUUCAUUGGAGAGUUAGGUUAUCUUAUUCCUAAUAAAACUGUUUUCUUUUUCGGCUAUUGUGCCUAAGGAUUCUUUAAUGGUGCUUUAAAGUUGAUAGUCUAUGAACUAAUAACUGAAAUAUCAUUCCCAGUGAGUGCUGGCUUAUCAAUAGCGUGUCUCCACGUUAUCGCCAAACCAUGCAUUCUUGCUGUAACAUUAGUGAGUGACUAGUCAGAUGAUGCUUAUUAGGGCACUGACGCUAUCAAUCAUAUCUUCAACGACAUAAUCUAAUUCGUUUAUUUGGUAGGAUUAGCUAUAUGCCUAGUCUUGGUAGCCAAAGUGGACUUGAAAACAAAAAGACUUGAUGUCGAUCUGCUUCAUUAGCAUUGA
Stylonychia lemnae is the source of this 1368-nucleotide messenger RNA. The record is from the annotation of a GenBank genome assembly. NCBI's taxonomy places the organism in Eukaryota, Ciliophora, Spirotrichea, Sporadotrichida, Oxytrichidae.